AUGUGUCGAUCCAGAGCUGGUCUCGAGGGUUCGGCCUCGGCCGCCGUCCAGGGCCGCGAGCUGCUGCCCGCUAACGUGAUCCCUCGUCACUACCACCUGACUGUCGAGCCCGACUUUGAGAAGCUGACGUACAACGGCUCUGUCGUCAUCGACCUUGACGUGGCCGAGACCUCCAACUCCAUCUCCCUCCACACUCUCGAGUUGGACAUCCAUGGCGCUAAGCUCUCUUCUGGUGGCCAGGCUGUUAGUGCCACGCCUGCCAUCACCUACGAUGAAGCUACCCAAGUGACCAAGUUCGACCUUGGCGGCUCCCACACCCUCACCAAGGACACCAAGGUGCAGCUGGAAAUCGAAUUCACCGGCCAGCUCAACGACAAGAUGGCGGGCUUCUACCGCUCUACAUACAAGAGGCCAGAUGGUACCGAGGGUAUCUUGGCCAGCACCCAGAUGGAGCCCACCGACGCCCGCAGAGCAUUCCCCUGCUUUGACGAGCCGGCUCUCAAGGCCAAGUUCACCGUCACGCUCGUUGCUGACAAGAACUUGACCUGCUUGAGCAACAUGGACGUUGCCUCCGAAACUGAAUUCCAGUCCAAGAUUACCGGUGGAACCAGAAAGGCUGUUCACUUCAACCCCUCACCUCUCAUGUCCACCUAUCUCGUCGCCUUCGUUGUCGGCGAGCUCAACUACAUUGAGUCGCGAGACUUCCGAGUCCCCGUCCGAGUCUAUGCUCCUCCCGGCCAGGAUAUCGAGCACGGACGCUUCUCCGUCGACCUCGCCGCCAAGACUCUUGCUUUCUACGAAAAGGCCUUCGGUGUCGACUUCCCCCUGCCCAAGAUGGAUCAAGUCGCCAUUCCCGACUUUGCUCAGGGAGCCAUGGAGAACUGGGGUCUGGUCACUUAUCGAGUUGUCGAUUUAAUGCUGGACGAGAAGGCGAGCGGCGCCGCCACCAAGCAGCGCGUGGCUGAGGUUGUUCAGCACGAGCUGGCACACCAGUGGUUCGGUAACUUGGUCACCAUGGACUGGUGGGAGGGCCUCUGGCUCAACGAAGGCUUCGCUACCUGGGCUUCGUGGUAUUCCUGCAACAUCUUUUACCCGGAGUGGCGCGUUUGGCAAACAUAUGUCACAGACGAUUUGCAGUCUGCCCUGUCGCUCGACUCCCUCCGAAGCAGCCACCCGAUUGAGGUGCCUGUCAAGCGUGCUGACGAGAUCAACCAAAUUUUCGAUGCCAUUUCCUACUCCAAGGGAUCCUGUGUGCUCCGUAUGAUCUCCACAUACCUUGGAGAGGACAAGUUCUUGGAGGGUGUCCGCAAGUACUUGAACAAGUACGCCUAUGGAAACACUCAGACCAGCGACCUAUGGGACUCGUUGGCUGAGGUUAGCGGCAAGCCUGUCCACGAAGUCAUGACUGCUUGGACCAAGAAGGUCGGAUACCCAGUCCUCACUGUCACCGAGAAGGAAGGCGAGAGCUCUAUUCAUGUUAAGCAGAACCGCUUCCUCCGUACCGGCGACGUGAAGCCUGAGGAAGACACCACCCUCUACCCUGUCUUUUUGGGCCUCAAGACCAAGGAUGGUGUUGAUGAGACCAUUGCUUUGAAGGAGCGAGAGCAAGAAUUCAAGCUGCCCAGCACCGACUUUUUCAAGCUCAAUGCCAACCACACUGGAAUCUACCGAACACUCUACUCGCCUAGCCGCUUGGAGAAGCUGGGCAAGGCCGCAAAGGAAGGUCUUUUGUCCACGGAGGACAGGACCGGCAUGAUUGCAGAUGCUGCCGCGCUCUCCAGCUCCGGUUACGGAAAGACGUCUGGCGUCCUUAACCUUCUCAAGGGAUUUGACGCUGAGACGGAGUUUGUCGUGUGGAACGAGAUCAUUUCUCGAAUUGGAUCGAUUCAAGCUGCCUGGUUAUUUGAAGACCAAGCUGUUCGAGACGGUGUCCGGGCAUUCUUGAGAGAGAUUGUCAGCUCAAAGGCCCAUGAGCUUGGAUGGGAGUUUUCCGACUCGGACGGUCAUGUUGAGCAGCAGUUCAAGGCUACACUCUUUGGCAGCGCUGGCUUGAGCGGCGACGAGAAAAUUAUUUCAGCCUCCAAGGAAAUGUUUGCCAAGUUCAUGGCUGGCGAUAAGUCGGCGAUUCACCCCAACAUUCGCAAGAGCGUCUUUGCAAUUGCCCUCAAGUUUGGCGGCAAGGAAGAAUAUGACCAGAUCAUUGGGCUGUACCAUUCCUCGACCAACAGCGAUGAGCGCAACACCUGUCUCCGAUCUCUGGGCCGAGCCAAGGACCCCGAGCUUAUCAAGAGGACCCUGGCCCUGUUGUUGAACGGCGAGGUCAAGGACCAAGACAUUUACAUGCCUGCUGCCGGCCUGCGCACCCACCCCGAGGGUAUCGAAGCCCUGUUUACUUGGAUGACGGAGAACUGGGAGGAGCUCUACAAGCGACACCCGCCUACCCUGCCUAUGCUCAGCUCUAUGGUGUCGCUGCUGACAUCCGGCUUCACCAAGCCAGAGCAGCUGGCCCGUGUUGAGAAAUUCUUUAGCGGCAAAAACAACAACGGCUACGACCAGUCGCUUGCACAGAGCAAGGACGCUAUCCGAUCCAAGAUUUCCUGGUUGGAGAGAGACCGCCAGGACGUGGCAGAUUGGGUCAAGACCAAUGGAUAUUCGAAGUAG
Messenger RNA from Trichoderma harzianum CBS 226.95, 2661 nucleotides. RefSeq lists its product as hypothetical. The record is from RefSeq and is a predicted model, not a curated record. Gene Ontology annotation, cellular component: cytoplasm. Gene Ontology annotation, biological process: peptide catabolic process; proteolysis. The transcript is spliced from 3 exons. NCBI's taxonomy places the organism in Eukaryota, Fungi, Ascomycota, Sordariomycetes, Hypocreales, Hypocreaceae. Bases 1 to 2661 code for a protein of 886 amino acids. Gene Ontology annotation, molecular function: peptide binding; metalloaminopeptidase activity; zinc ion binding.